This is a messenger RNA of Cornus florida, 1808 nucleotides long. RefSeq lists its product as uncharacterized. Gene Ontology annotation, biological process: tRNA methylation. The record is from RefSeq and is a predicted model, not a curated record. The transcript is spliced from 5 exons. The coding region runs from base 178 to 1113 and encodes 311 amino acids. NCBI's taxonomy places the organism in Eukaryota, Viridiplantae, Streptophyta, Magnoliopsida, Cornales, Cornaceae. Gene Ontology annotation, cellular component: tRNA (m1A) methyltransferase complex; nucleus.
GGAUUCACGCCCCUCUCAUGUCAGCUUCAACUAAACCCUUAACUAAACUAAAGCCUUACGAUUCGAAAAAUAAAACUUCAACUAACACCCAGUCUCUCUCCCGGCUGUGCUCGGCAUUGACAUCUUUUGGAGGAUUUCUUUUAUCAAUACCAUAACCUCAUACAUAAGAUUUUAAAGAUGUUGCUGAUUGAUCCUGCAAAGAAGAUAUCUUUUCAGCGCUGCAUUAGUGAUGGAGAUUUGGUUAUUGUAUAUGAGAGGCAUGACACCAUGAAGGCUGUUAAAGUUUGUGAGGGUUCUAUGCUGCAGAACCGUUUUGGUGUAUUUAAACAUUCGGAAUGGAUAGGGAAAACCUUUGGGUCCAAGGUGUUCAGCAACAAGGGUGGAUUCGUUUACUUGUUGGCGCCAACUCCUGAGCUAUGGACUCUGGUUCUAAGCCACAGAACUCAGAUUCUAUAUGUUGCAGAUAUUAGCUUUGUUGUCAUGUACCUAGAAAUAGUGCCUGGUUGCUUGGUUCUUGAGUCAGGCACUGGGAGUGGAUCUUUAACUACCUCACUAGCAAGGGCUGUAGCUCCCACAGGACAUGUAUAUACAUUUGAUUUUCAUGAACAAAGGGCUGCCUCAGCUAGGGAGGAUUUUGAGAGGACGGGACUGAGCAGUUUAGUCACUGUGGGGGUCAGAGAUAUUCAGGGUGAGGGGUUUCCUGUAGAAUUUUCUGGGUUGGCUGAUUCUGUCUUCCUGGAUUUACCACAACCCUGGCUGGCAAUUCCUUCUACUGGGAAAAUGUUGAAAAAAGAUGGGAUUAUAUGCUCCUUCUCACCAUGCAUUGAGCAAGUACAACGUUCAUCUGAAGCUCUUAGAUUGAAUUUUACUGACAUAAGAACUUUCGAGGUACUCCUUAGAACGUAUGAAGUUCGGGAAGCGAAAAUGGAUUGCUGCGAGGGUGAUGAAGGGGCUUCUCUCGGGUCUCUUCCUCUCAAGAGGAGGCAGCGAUCAAGUGAAGGAAGCAAUGGCCAAGAAAUUUCUACUUCUCCCACAGUCAUGGCUAAACCAUCUGGUGAGGCUAGAGGUCACACUGGCUACUUGACAUUUGCAAGACUUAAAUGCCUCUCAUAGAAAGCAUGACUUUGCUUUUGCCCGUUCAGGAAAACACAGCCAAACACCUAAGAGCUCAGAAACUUCCCAAGAGAGACCAUCUCCAACAGGUCCAUCUCCUUCUUCACAUCAAGCUGCAUCUGAUUACCCACUUCCAAUGGCAUUCCGAACUCCAAAUUGCUCUCAACAACAGAACCACUAGGCAUGUCAUCAAGCAUGGACCCAAAACUACAUUCGUCAGAAAAAGUUUCUGCGUCAAAAGAUAAGUCCCCGCUCUCACAAUUACUUGGGACUAGCUGAUCAUUGAGGUCGAAAUCUGAUCUCUCAGACUGAAGUUGUGGACAGAACAUAGUAUCAACCACAUGUGUGUUGGAUUCCGAGAAUGGGUUAUUUUGAUAUCCAACGCGAUUUUGAUAUCCAACCCAAUCUGAAUCUGAGGUCACGCUCUUGAUGUAGUUCUGCAAGAGGUAGUUGUUGUUCUUGGUGUUGCGAUUAUUGCGCUUUGCAAAUUGCCUUCUUUUUGUUGCAUUCCAAUGGUUCUUUAUAGUGUUUUCAGUCCUUCCAGGUAACCUCUUUGCAAUUUCUGACCAUUUAUUCCCUAGUUCUCUGUGGGCUCUUAUGAGUAUCAUGUCCUCUUCCUCAGUAAAUAUAUCUUUCUGCAAAUGAAACAGAUAAAUAAACAGUAGUAAUUGUAAAACUAUGCGUUCAUGCCCGUA